GUUUGCAUCGCUAUUAUUUCAGAUAGAGCAGACCAUGAACACCGACGAACGAAACUUUCGAUCCAGCUACUAUGAAAAGUGCCUGAUCAACAGCGUAGAGGAGAAGAAGUCGCUAAACAAACUCCUCCAGGAUGACGUCCGCAACCUGAACAAGCUUAAGCAGUUCUGCAUGAACUACACAGUGCCCAACAUCCACAGGAGCUAUCUAUGGGCUCUCGUCAUGGGCAUUCAGCCGCUCCACAAGGCAUCUACGGCAUACAUUCGCGACCAGAGGCGCGAGAUGUACGAGGAUCUGCUGCGGGCCGUGACUGUGCUUCGGUGUGCCGACCAGAAGGAGAAGGAACUGGUGAUGCACACCAUGUGGCUGCUGGAGUCCAAUCGACUGUGGCACGGCAAUGCAGGUGCCAGUCUGCAAGCGGACGACACACACUUCAUCGAAAUCGUGCGUACCCUGCUCCCGAUAUUCAACGACGACGUGGAGACCUAUUGGAUAGCCAAGGGAUUCUACAAGUACACCCGAGAGCUAAAAAAGGAGUGCGGCAAGCUGAAGGAGCAGACACAGAUUAUGCUUAAGCGCGAGGAUCAGUCCUUAUUUAACCACCUGGAGGAGUUGGGCCUGUUCGAUGGCAACUCAACGCUGCUGGACAACUGGUACAUAACUUGCUUUGCUGGCGUCAUCUGCGAGAAUGUUUUGGUUAAGAUCUGGGACAAAGUCUGUGGUGGCUCCCGCAAGAUUGUGGUUUUCCUUUUCGUAGAACUAGUCAAGGACAUCAAGUCCCUAUUACUUAAGCAAAAAUCGCUGACAGACGUCAAAAGACUGAUAGAAACGGUGAAGGAUAUCGACGGUGUCAUCGUAAACAAGGCCAUCAAAUCUCUACAAAACAACAGCAGCGAAGUCGAGUACACUCAUUAAGUAAUUCUACAACAUUUUUAUAUCGGACAUAUAAGGAACCAAAGCAACUAAAUGUAUUUGAA
This is a messenger RNA of Drosophila elegans, 975 nucleotides long. It is a transcript of the gene TBC1d7, whose product is annotated as TBC1 domain family member 7. Gene Ontology annotation, molecular function: GTPase activator activity. The record is from RefSeq and is a predicted model, not a curated record. The transcript is spliced from 3 exons. Gene Ontology annotation, biological process: negative regulation of TOR signaling; activation of GTPase activity. Bases 35 to 913 code for a protein of 292 amino acids. NCBI's taxonomy places the organism in Eukaryota, Metazoa, Arthropoda, Insecta, Diptera, Drosophilidae.